Molecule: messenger RNA, 1700 nt
Organism: Macaca mulatta (Rhesus monkey)
Lineage: Eukaryota; Metazoa; Chordata; Mammalia; Primates; Cercopithecidae
Gene: GLRX
Product: glutaredoxin
Cellular component (GO): mitochondrion
Molecular function (GO): glutathione disulfide oxidoreductase activity
Source: RefSeq, a predicted model, not a curated record
CAACAAAGAUACCCAGAGUGUCUUUCAUAGCUACCAACGAUUAAAUGGCAAGUAUUGCAUUCCUAGGCAUUGCUAACUAGUGAAGUAUACCAGAUGGAAAUGUCUUUGAAGCUGUCCCUUUAAAACUCGAGCAAGCUACCAGGCAAACUCCGCCUCCAGGGAGGUUCCUUAUUAAAUAGGAGCCAACUGGCUGGGUCGGGGCUCAAUACCCCAAGCAAUACCUGCAACUGAGGAUUCUUCCCGGGGAGACCGCAGCCCAUCGGCAUGGCUCAAGAGUUUGUGAACGGCAAAAUCCAGCCUGGGAAGGUGGUUGUGUUCAUCAAGCCCACCUGCCCAUACUGCAGGAGGGCCCAAGAGAUCCUCAGUCAAUUGCCCAUCAAACAAGGGCUUCUGGAAUUUGUCGAUAUCACAGCCACCAACCACACUAACGAGAUUCAAGAUUAUUUGCAACAGCUCACGGGAGCAAGAACGGUUCCUCGAGUCUUUAUCGGUAAAGAUUGUAUAGGCGGAUGCAGUGAUCUAGUCUCUAUGCAACAGAGUGGGGAACUGCUGACGCGGCUAAAGCAGAUUGGAGCUCUGCAGUAACCACAGGCCCCCCAUGCUGACAUCUGUCCUCAAGAGCUGGAUGGAAUUGCAAAUGAUGACAGCACUUCCUGGUGGAUGAAUUUGGGGGCACAAACAGCUUUUUUCCUCUUUUGGCUCUGUAUUUAAAAGUGAAUCAACUUGCUCUUAACCACAGGGCCAAGAAGGUUGACGGGCCAUCUUGGUUUUCUUCUGGAUGCGCUCUUUGGUUUUCAGAAGACUGUGACAAGUUCUGGCCCAGGAUUCCCUCACUGACCCUCAACUGUUCUCUUUGGCACACGUUUCUUACUGUUCUCCACGUGUCAGCAUGUCUCUACCUCUAAGCCAGUGUUUUUCAACUAUGUUUAUCCAGACUCCUUCUCCACAAUGAUGAAUCCAUAGUUGGUUUUCUGCUACUGUCCAUUAGCUGAAAUCAUUUUGCUGCUUGACUUUAUGGAGUUUGUAUUAUGAUAUCAGUGGGUAUUUUGAAUGUGUUCUUUCAAACUACAUGCAUCUCUCCACUCAACCCCACCCCAUCCCAUCCCACCUUGAAAAUCACUGCUCCGAACCAGUGUUCUCCACCUUGUCCUCCAUAGAUCUCAUAGGAAAUGUUCAACAAUUCUGUGAAAGGUCACAGGACCCAAUUGGAGAAAUCAUAUGAAAAGCAUAGUUGGUCUUGGCGUCACAUGGAUCAAAGGCACAAGUGCAGAGGCUGUGGUCAUGCGGAACACUCUGUUAUUUAAGAUGGCUGUCCAGAUAAUCCUGAACACUGUGUAUUUGUUUGAUUUAGACUACCAGCAACGAUUAAAGCACGAAAUGUGAAACAUCUGAGAAAACUUACAGCCCCCUACACCAAGAGUGUAUCUAUGAAAGAGCCCCCACACUUUGAAAACUUAAGAAUCCCUUAUGAAGUUUGCCUGUUCUAGAAUUGUAAGAUUGUUAAUUUCCUUCUUCAGUCUCUAGUGACAACACUUAACUUCUUUUCUAAUAAAAAAAAUACCUGUAGAUGAUUCAGUGAUUUUUGUCCAAUUUGUUUCCAUGUUCUCAAGACAUUAAGGAAUGUUAGGCGAAAUAUACUAACUUAAAACUGUGUUUAUGUUUGGCCAUGCCAAUAUAAAUAAAGACAUGUGCUGCUGUCA